Marasmius oreades (fairy-ring Marasmius) is the source of this 624-nucleotide messenger RNA. RefSeq lists its product as uncharacterized. The record is from RefSeq and is a predicted model, not a curated record. Bases 1 to 624 code for a protein of 207 amino acids. The transcript has 2 exons. Lineage: Eukaryota; Fungi; Basidiomycota; Agaricomycetes; Agaricales; Marasmiaceae.
AUGCGCUGCACUUCUUUUGUCGCUCUCGCUUCCGUUCUCGCAGUGGCUUCCGCUGCUCCUUCUGAGCUUCAGGCUCGCAAGAACGUCGACCGUCCCGACCCAGCCAACCUCGACCAUUGUCCAGGUCGUCCUACUGGCGAUGCAGACGCUUGUACCUUCGAAAAACAGGGCGACCUCCCUAACCGCCGCAGAUGGUUCCAACUCGGAACUCCAGUUGCAAACUGCGAUAACCCAAACGCACCCCCACUUUCAACUGACGUUGGUGGUGAAAAGACAGUGACCGAAACUUGGGAACACACCGAUAAAGCCGAAAUCAACCUCUUUGGUAUCAAAAUCGGAGGAGAGGGCGGCUGGUCUGAGGCAAAGUCCCAAACGGAACGUCAGUUUAUAACUGUCCAGGUUCCAGCAGGAAAGCAGCGUGUGGCUGUUGUGGGUAUUGAUCAUAAGGAGAGUUCUGGUAGGAUUCGCAUCAACUAUGGUGACCCUAGCGGAGAACCUGGCAAGAACGACUACCAUUACAUUUGGUAUGCCAAUGAUAUUGUAUCAUCCCAGCCAACAAAUGAUGUGGAGUUUGAUGCGAAGGAGAUCAACUGUGGGGAGUCUUUGGAUGUUUCAAAGCUAUGA